AUGAGAUUCCUCGUCGUCGCUGCGCUCGUUUUCGCCAUCGCUUCCGCCACUUAUGUUCCGCCAUCAAAAAGAAUUCUCAGGGAGGCCGAACUGCUGACCGGUCUCGAUCUGAUCGAAUACGUCAACAAAGCUCAAAAUUUGUUCACGGCUGAGUUGUCCCCCCGUUUCGCACAGUAUCCAGAAGAGGUCAAGAAACGUCUCAUGGGAGUGAAGCACGUCGCUAUUCCUGAAGUACUCCGAGGGAAUGAGAAGACCCACGACGAUAUCGCUGACGCUUCGAUUCCUGAUUCCUUCGAUGCCCGAACAAACUGGCCUCAGUGCCCAUCAAUCAGCUCGAUCCGCGACCAGUCUUCAUGCGGAUCCUGCUGGGCAUUUGGAGCAGCUGAAGCGAUGACUGAUCGCAUCUGUAUUGCAUCAAAUGGUAAGGAACAAUUCACCAUUUCGGCUGAUGACAUCCUCUCGUGCUGCGGACUUAUCUGCGGAAAUGGAUGUGAGGGAGGCUACCCACUCGAGGCAUGGAAAUUCUGGGUGAAACACGGUGUUGUCACAGGAGGCAACUACACCUCAAAGGCUGGUUGCAAACCCUAUCCAUUCCCACCUUGCGAGCACCACAACAAUGCUACUCACUACAAGCCUUGCCCGUCAGAUCUCGAACCCACGAACAAGUGCGAGAAAAGCUGCCAAGCCGGCUAUUCAACCAGCUACACCAACGACAAGCACUUCGGAGCGACAGCAUACGCCGUGUCGAAGAAGGUGACUGAUAUUCAGAAGGAAAUCAUGACCAAUGGACCCGUUGAGGUCUCCUUCAACGUCUAUGAAGACUUCGAACAUUACACCGGCGGCAUUUACGUGGCUAAAGAACGCAGCAACAGGUUAAUAAGGGUUCAUUUCUCAGCUAAUUUAUCUCUUCCUCAAGCACACCUGCCUGGCUCCCUUCUUGGAGGACAUGCAGUAAAAAUGAUCGGAUGGGGAACGGAGAACGGUACUCCCUACUGGAUCUGCUCUAACUCUUGGAACUCUGAUUGGGGAGAGAAGGGAUUCUUCCGAAUCGUCCGCGGUCUUGACGAAUGCGGAAUCGAAUCAGGAGUCGUUGGCGGAGAGCCCAAGCUCUAA
Messenger RNA from Cooperia oncophora, 1113 nucleotides. The record is from the annotation of a GenBank genome assembly. NCBI's taxonomy places the organism in Eukaryota, Metazoa, Nematoda, Chromadorea, Rhabditida, Trichostrongylidae.